AUGCUAGUAGCCCUAUCCGACAAGAUUCCUAAGGAAGUGUCGGACGCCGUUGAUGAGGAUAAGCGUUCUCGCAGCUUCGUUAUCAGUGGUUUGGAAGAGGCUUCUCCUCAGAUGCGGCCAUCAGAGCGCCAAAUUGAUCUUGAAGGUAAAGUGCGGGACGUAUUGGACUGCCUAAAUGUCGAAUGCCGGCCAGUUGAGAUCUAUCGGCUAGGAAAACCAGCGACGGACCGUCCAAGGCUUGUAAAAAUAGUACUUCCGUCAAAAAGUCAUUGGCGAACUGCCUUUAAAAAUGCUAAGAACUUGAAAUUCUCGAGUCAGCUUAAAAGCGUUUUCGUAAGACGGAGUAUGACCCAGGAAGAAAGAAGCCGCGACUACGAACUGAGGCAGCAGGCCAAGGAUCGUAAUCGAGGGAAAGACAAACGAGAAUGGGUGGUCUUUAGGGGCGGACUGAAGCACAUUACAGAACUUUCUAACAAAGGACAGGGAAACGCAUAG
Haemonchus placei is the source of this 495-nucleotide messenger RNA. Lineage: Eukaryota; Metazoa; Nematoda; Chromadorea; Rhabditida; Trichostrongylidae. The record is from the annotation of a GenBank genome assembly.